Messenger RNA from Pristis pectinata (smalltooth sawfish), 3219 nucleotides. It is a transcript of the gene vps25, whose product is annotated as vacuolar protein sorting 25 homolog. The record is from RefSeq and is a predicted model, not a curated record. Gene Ontology annotation, molecular function: structural molecule activity; protein homodimerization activity. Gene Ontology annotation, cellular component: ESCRT II complex. Gene Ontology annotation, biological process: protein transport to vacuole involved in ubiquitin-dependent protein catabolic process via the multivesicular body sorting pathway. Lineage: Eukaryota; Metazoa; Chordata; Chondrichthyes; Rhinopristiformes; Pristidae. Bases 1 to 639 code for a protein of 212 amino acids. The transcript has 8 exons.
AUGAGCAAGGAAGGUUACGAAGAGAUCAGCCAUCAACUUAUUGAAGUACAAAGCAGAACCCUCUAUUGUAACAUGAACCAGUUGGUAGAAAACCUGCUGCCAACUCUAGCUCUCUACAACAUAGCAAUGCCGCCAAACAGCCAGCCUCUCAGUGACAAGACUACAACAAAUGUUAACACACAGCCGCAAGCAGCUGGGCAGCAUGGUGCUCAACUGGUGCUCUCCUAUCUACGCUAUCACAAGCUUUACACUAUUGAUGUAUUGGAGGCCCAAGAAAGCCCACUAUUCAACAAUAAGAAGAUCCAAAGGAAGUUUCCCAUAGAAGCUAUCCAAGUUGUAUUGGAAGAACUCCGGAAAAAAGGAAACUUAGAGUGGAUUGAUAAAAAUAAAACUCGCUGUCUCAUAAUGUGGAGGAGACCAGAAGAGUGGGGGAAACUUGUGUAUCAAUGGGUUUCAAAGAAUGGCUUGACAAACUCCGUAUUUACAUUUUAUGAACUCUCCAAUGGUGAUGACACUGAGGGUGAAGAGUUCCAUGGUUUGGAAGAAUGGCUUCUGCUACGGGCACUGCAAGCUCUACAGACUGAGCGAAAGGCAGAGAUUAUCACCCUUGCUGACAGUAAAGGGGUCAAGUUCUUCUGAUGCCACUCAUGUUGGUCUGAGCAGCUGCUGGACACUCGUACAAAAAUUAAAGCAUUAUAAUUGAAAAUGAUUUCAAGACCCUAAAGGGAAGUAUUUUGAACUUCAGAUCUCCAGAUAUCACUGUUGCACCGUUGACUCGAUUGUAAUGCACAAUCUGGCUGCCUGCAGUCUCCUUUUCAUUCUUCAUCUAAGCUUAAAGCAAUUAUGGCUUCAAGUACUGAAUACAACAUUAUGAUUGUUUGUGCUGUUCUCUGUGUUUACAGAGAGAAAAAAAAGACUCAAAAGAAAGAAUGUUUGCACAUAGCCAGCCAGUACAGGCUCAGAGUUGAGUGAUUAGAAAAGAGUCUACAGCGUAUUGCAAACCCACAAUAACAUUAUUUACUUCCUUCCUAUAAUUAUGAUUAUGCUGGCUUAUAAUUCAAAUUAAAUUGAUAACAUGAUGUGUGGAAGACUCUCAAGCUCUUCUUGGUAGAACUCCAAAAAGCUUGUCAGCAUGUUCAGAGAUUAGUUUGUCAAUUUUUCCUUCAAUCUUUCCUGUGAAUGCACUGUUCUUAUUCUCUAUAUGUGUCUUAAAACAUUAGACAGUGGAGAACCCUCUGUCAAUAUUGGGAAUCAUAUGUGUUUUUUCAAGCCAGAAUAAAGGGCAAACAUUUUAUGAACGUGAAAUAUCAAUGGCUCUGGCAAGGGAAUACAAACCUCAUGUAAGUACUAAGUGUAAUGUGCAAAUUUGAUAGUGCAAGGAGAUUCAUUUUCCAUCCUGGGUCCAGUCACUACUCAAAUUGGAUAGAGCUAGAAUUUUUCAGUUGGCUAGAAUACUAAAAAUACAAAACAGAAUAUGAUUAUUGACUUCAGAAGUGGGGCGGCACGGUAGCAUAGCGGUUAGCGCAACGCUAUUACAGCGCCAGCGAUCGGGGUUCGAUUCCCGUCGCUGUCUGUAAGGAGUUUGUACAUUCUCCCGUGUCUGCGUGGGUUUCCUCCAGGUGCUCUGGUUUCCUCCCACAUUGCAAAGACGUACGGGUAGGUUAAUUUGGGUUUAAAAUGGCGGCGCGGACUCGUUGGGCCAGAAGGGCCUGUUACCACACUGUAAAAUAAAAUUUAAAAAAAAUUAAAAGUCAAUUUGAAUUCUCAGUUGUUUGAUGACCAGGUGCACAAUGAUGGCUGAUUUGGCUAACACAGUUGCUGCACCUUCUUUUUGAAUCAAUAAACUUUAAAUUUUGUUUUCAUUCAAAAUCAGUACUGAGAUAAUUAAAUACAUAUCUACUUUUUAAAAAUAUAGUCAAAGUAAAUAUUUUCUUUUUAAUGCAAAUAGUUAUGUCCUGAUUAACAUGAAGAACAGUCAAUUAUCAUUAACUGCAGGGAACUCUCAACGUUUCACCUUUAUUGUUAACAUUGUUGCACACUUGAAGUCCCGUCAGUCAAAUGAAAAAUUUUGAUAUUGCUGAAUUUAAAAAUUUGUCCUGUAACAAAACACACAUUACAAGUUAACUGGUUCAAUUUUCCUGCUCUGUUACAGGAGCUUAAUGCAGGUGUCAAAUCACCAGAGCUUCCCAUCCAAUCUACCAUCUUCCAGGUCAAAUGUAGAUUGUGGUUCAUGGUUCAGUCAACUUUAGGGUGUUGUGUUUGGUUUCAGUAAUGUAAGGACCAAAACUUUCUUUGGAUCGAGGAAUUGGAGCAAGGGGGCAUUAUCUUAAAAUUCGAGCUGGAAAAGUUAGGAAAGAAGUCAAAAAGUGUAUUACACAAAGGGAAGUGAAAAUCUGGAACAUUUUCCUACCUAUUCCCAACAGAUGUUUGUCAAUGAUAGCAAGAAAUAUUGGUUAAUAGAGAACAAAUUUUGAAAAAAACAUCAUACAUGAUGAGAAUGAAAGAAUGCAACCAGUUUAAGGAGUUGACUGGCCUGCGGGAGUUGAUCUUUUCCCUAUCUUGCUGUCAAUUGCAUUUAUAGUAAAUGUGUUUUGCAUUUGUUUGCACCCUAAGUAGGUAUGACAGAGUUUAAUCCCCACUUAUAGUUGGGAAGAGUUUUGUUUAUUUACUCAUGGAAUAUAGAUAUUGCUAACAAUGCCAAUAUUUAUUGUCCAUCCCUAAAUACACUUAUGAUGUUGGUGGUGAGUUACCUUCUUGAACUGUUGUAGUCCUCCUGAGUAAAGAUACUGCUGUGAGGGAGUCCCAGGAUUUUGACCUAGUGACAAUGAGGAAUGGAGAUAAAUUUCCAAGUCAGGGUGGUGUGUGACUUCGGAGGGGAGGAUGCAGGUGGUGGUAUCACUGUUGUCCUAGGUUUGGAAAGUGCUGUCAAAGAAGGUUUUGAUUUUAUUUACUUGAAAGCCUUUUGAAAAUGAUGACAAUUAGUUAGAAAUAUGUACUAAUUAAAGAUGGAUAGAAAGUAUAGACAGUUUGUUAUAGGUUACAGAAAAGAAACAGCAAUCCUGAAUAAUUCAAAAUGAUGAGGAUUUUGGCAUUUUGUUUCAAGUAGAUUUUUUUUCUUAAACUCUGCCUACCUAGUAUGGAUUUUGUUUAUAUUGCACUUCUGGUUUCAUUAUUUUAAAGUUAUUUUAAAAUAAAGCAUUUUUUCCUUUAUAUAUGCUA